Medicago truncatula (barrel medic) is the source of this 1945-nucleotide messenger RNA. RefSeq names its product protein trichome berefringence-like 7. Lineage: Eukaryota; Viridiplantae; Streptophyta; Magnoliopsida; Fabales; Fabaceae. Gene Ontology annotation, cellular component: Golgi apparatus. The record is from RefSeq and is a predicted model, not a curated record. The transcript is spliced from 3 exons. Bases 157 to 1557 code for a protein of 466 amino acids. Gene Ontology annotation, molecular function: O-acetyltransferase activity.
CUAACUCAACCAACUUCUUCAAUCACUUCACAACCACCACCUAGUGCAUUCUCCAAUCUUACAAGUUUUCAUUUCCAUAACUGUAUAUAGGAUAAUACUUGGGUGACAUUGUGAUAACAUAGGUUAUUGCUUCCUUCAUCCAAACUUUCACUACUAAUGCAGUUAACGGGUUUGUUCAGUUUUGAUAUAUGGGAUAGUAGGUUGGUUACUCAAUCAAUACAGUUAAUGGGUAUGCUCAGUUUCUGGAUUUCAUUUACAAAGUUUAGAACUUUAAUCUCAAGGGUUUUUGGUUUUAUUCACAAAAUUAUGAAGGGUAAUUGCAAUGCUUGGAUCUUAGUUUCUUUCAAUGUGUUAGUCACAACUGGGUCUUUGAUUUCCUUCAUGUUAGUACUUUCAUGGGUUUAUUCAUAUGCAUUUCCCACUCCUAAUUCAGUGAUUAAGAGUUAUGAUGAGAUUAAUCCUAACACUAAUAGUAAUAGUUCUCAUUUACAUGCUCAGAGCUAUGUUGAGGCUCUAAAAUCCAACGUUUCAAGGGAUGCAUGUAAUGUGUUUGAUGGAAGUUGGAUUCAGGAAGGUAGUUAUAGUUAUAGUUACCCUUUAUAUGAUGCUUCACAAUGUCCAUUUGCAGAAAAAGGUUUUAAUUGUUUUGCGAAUGGGCGUAAAGAUAGAGGUUACACAAAAUGGAGAUGGAAACCUAAGAACUGUGAUAUUCCAAGGUUUGAUGCACGUAGAAUACUCGAAAAUCUUCGUGGGAAAAGAGUGGUUUUUGUUGGUGAUUCAUUGAGUAGGACUCAAUGGGAGUCUUUGAUAUGUAUGUUAAUGACAGGUGUUGAGAAUAAGAAGAGUGUUUAUGAAAUCAAAGGCAAUAAGAUCACCAAACAGAUUAGGUUUCUAGGUGUAAGGUUUAGUUCUUUUGAUGUUAGAAUCGAUUUUUAUCGUUCUGUUUUUCUGGUGAAGCCUGGUUCGGUGCCUAGAUUUGCGCCUAAAAGAGUGAAGACGACACUGAAAUUGGACAAGAUAGAUGAUAUUAGCCAUGAAUGGGUUGAUUCUGAUGUUCUUAUAUUCAAUUCAGGUCACUGGUGGACAAGGACUAAGCUUUUUGAUAUGGGCUGGUAUUUUCAGGUUGGUAGCUCACUGAAGCUUGGAAUGCCAAUUAAUUCAGCUUUCAAAACAGCUUUGCUCACCUGGGCAUCUUGGGUAGAUAAUACAGUUAACACAAACAGGACAAGAGUAUUCUUCCGAACUUUCGAAUCAUCGCAUUGGAGUGGACAUAACCAUAAUGCUUGCAAAGUGACUAAAAGGCCUUGGAAGAGAACUAUAGGCAAGGACAAAAGUCCAAUUUCAGAUAUGAUCAAAAGAGUUGUGAAAGAUAUGAGUGCUCCUGUGACGGUGCUGCACGUGACACCGAUGGAUGCAUAUAGGAGUGAUGGCCAUGUGGGAACUUGGAGUGACAAACCAUCUGUACCUGAUUGCAGUCAUUGGUGUUUACCUGGUGUUCCUGAUAUGUGGAAUGAAAUUCUCUUCUCAUACUUGCUACAAAAAGAUGAAGCAAGUUAACAUUAAAGCCAGUAGUAACAUGUGAUGUGUUAGUUAGUGGUUGUAUUAUUGAUUUUCCAUAUGUAUUAAACAAGCAAAAGUCAUUACUAGUAUAACAUGAGUAAUUAGGUUAUACACCCCUGUAGAGAAUGUGACAUGUUGUAACAAAAAAAGAGAGCAUGUGACUUACUCCCUCGUCUUUAGCUAGUAAUAAUAAAUUAAGUUAGUACUUUAAGAAGAACUUGUAAGUAGAUUAAAAUACUAUUUCUAUCUAUGAUUAUUCCAGCUCAAAGUUUAUCCAAAUGUGUUGUAAUGAAGAGUUUACCAUAAAAGGGAGGUGUUAUCCCUAUUGUAAAUAAUUGUUCAACAAUCAUUAUCAUUAACAAGACUUCUCACCAAUUAUAAGUGA